Messenger RNA from Seriola dumerili (greater amberjack), 1528 nucleotides. RefSeq lists its product as uncharacterized. Lineage: Eukaryota; Metazoa; Chordata; Actinopteri; Carangiformes; Carangidae. The transcript has 8 exons. The coding region runs from base 1 to 1221 and encodes 406 amino acids. The record is from RefSeq and is a predicted model, not a curated record.
AUGCUUGUCGCAGUCCUUUACCUGUCACUUCUUUUAAACUCAGGUCUCACUGUUGUAGUUCUGCAGUCUGGAGAUCAAGUGUCUCACCCAGGAGUCACAGUGACGCUGGAGUGCAGUUUGGGUCCAGGGUUCGACAUGAGCAGCUACACCAUGCUCUGGUACCGACAAAACCACUACAGAGCUCCGGUGGAGUUCCUCCUAACAGAGUUUGACCAGUCUGUGGUGCACUUCCAGUCGUCUCUCGAUAGAGCCAAAAAUGACUUCUCUCUUCAAAUUCCUGAAGUGUUUCUCAAUGACAGCAGCAUCUACUACUGUGCUGCCAGUCACAAUUUCUCAUUCUGUGUAAAGAUUCACCAGCCUCCGUUUGCAUUGAGUCAUGUGGGAGAAACUGUAACUUUGCAGUGUGAACAAGACAACCCCGAUUAUUACUACAUGUUCUGGUACAGACAAAGCAGCAGUAAGAAAAUGGAGAUGACAGCUAAUAUUAAAAUAUACUUAUUACACUCACACUAUUUCCACUUUUCAGAAAGUAGAAAAGAAAUUAUGGUGAAAAUGUAUCCGCUAAAAACACGCAAAAGUAGUGUGGCAAUAAAACAUUUGGCUCUGUGCCCAGAGUAUUACUCUCACAGUGAGUUCUUAUCAGCCCUGUCAAAUACUGUGAGUUUCCAGUCAGAGGCUUACUUUGGAGCUGGAACUAAACUCACCGUUGUAGCGCGUAAAAUCACCCCACCGACAGUUACAGUGUUUAAACCUUCAUCAAAGGAGUGUCGAAACCUGAAAGAUGAGAAGGAGAGGAAGAAGACCUUACUCUGUGUGGCCAGGGAUUUCUACCCAGACCAUGUCAGUAUGUUCUGGCAGGUUAAUGCGAAGAAUGUCACCAAAGGUGUGGCCACUGACCCCGCUGCCUGGUUGGAUAAUGGAACCUACUUCAUCACCAGCAGGUUGAGGGUCCUUGCCGAGGUCUGGACCACACCCGGGACAAACUUCUCGUGCUUUGUCAGCUUCUUCAAUGGGAACAAAACUAUCAAAACUAACGAAACAGUUUUUGCUGUUGAAGCCGGAAGUGACGGAAGUGUCAAGACAAGAGUGACAUAUUUGAGGAGCACACAGAGUUUCAAACUCUCCUACACUGUUUUAAUCAUCAAGAGCAGCAUCUAUGGAGCCUUUGUGGCGUUUCUGGUGUGGAAACUUCAGGGUUCAACUGGAAAGCAGAAGUACUGAGAGCUGAGCUGAGGUGAACCAACUCUGGCAGAUGGAUUAUCUUGUUUUCUGUAAAUACAACUGAAAAUAUAGUAGUUAUAUUUCUACUGCUGUAUGUUAUAGUGCAUUUGCACUUGUAUAUCAAUGAGCCAUUCGAUUAACAGUUCUGUGCUUAUUCUUUUUACAAUGUUAAAGCUAUAACCAGCAUGCAAAUAGUUUAGCAUCAAGUUUUUAUCGAUACUUAAUGCAUCAUUCUAUGUGUUUGUGGUGGUUCAACGGUUGUGUGCUUUGUUUUCUUCUCAAUAAAAGUGUUUCAGGAAAAUCUUGA